Molecule: messenger RNA, 648 nt
Organism: Mangifera indica (mango)
Lineage: Eukaryota; Viridiplantae; Streptophyta; Magnoliopsida; Sapindales; Anacardiaceae
Product: serine/threonine-protein phosphatase 6 regulatory ankyrin repeat subunit B-like
Exons: 6
Coding region: 1-648 (215 amino acids)
Cellular component (GO): nucleus; cytoplasm
Molecular function (GO): protein binding
Source: RefSeq, a predicted model, not a curated record
AUGGAUCUUCACCCAAAUUCGAUUUCUUUCUAUAUAAUGUUCAAAGGAUGGUUACAGAAGGGCAACUGGGAAGAAGCUAGCGAAGUGUUUGAUGAAAUGCUUGAAAGAAAAGUUAAACCAAGUGUUGUGACUUAUAGUCUUAUUGCCUUUUUGUGUAGCAAGGAUGAUGCGGAGGAAGCCAAGGAAACUAUUGUCUUGCUUGUGGCUGUUGCGUUAUUUGCUGUUGGGAGGAGUGUAACUGUUGGCGUAGUUCUGCCGCAGAAUGCUAAGAUAUUCCAUAGCACAAGCUCCGGGCUCAUUAUAUGUUUAAUUAAUUCUGCUAAUGUUCAUGUGCAGCCCUUCACAUGGCUGCAGCUUCACAUGGCUGCAGCCAAUGGACAUCUUGGCAUUGUGGAUUAUCUUGUCAGCAGAGAAGUGGAUGUCAAUGCUUCUAAUGAGGAGAAGAACACACCUCUUCAUUGGGCUUGUCUCAAUGGACAUAUUGAGGUGGUUAAAAAAUUGAUUCUGGCUGGAGCAAAUGUAAGCAUGUUAAACAGCCACAAGCGGACUCCAAUGGAUGAAGCUGUGAGUAGGGGAAAGAUGGAUGUCAUUGACGCAAUUAAUGCAGCAGCAGCACAAGUUGAACUUGGUGAUGUCUCAGUUUCCUAA